CAACUGAAUUUUUAGUCUCUCAGAAAACGUUGUGCUGCUAUGAGGCUGCUAUAAAAACACUCCACAAUAUCGUGUGCUGGAUUAUAUUCAAAGAACAAUAAUACAAAUAAAAAAAGGAAAACAAUUUUGAUUUGUUUGAAAUGAAAUAUCAGUUGUGCUGUUGUUUAUUUCGGGAUUGUUUUUAAUUUUUUUUUGUUUUCUUACUUUGAGAUAUAAAUUAAUUUGCGAUAAAAGUAAAAAUAAAAAAACAAAACGAGCACCAGAUCUGAAACGAGAAGAAAAUAAAAUUGAUGAAAUUUGACUGUCAAAUGACAAAAGGAUAGUAUUGUCCUUGUCAGUGAGUCAAAACGCUUCCGUAUAAAAAAUAAAAAAAUAAAAUUUCCUUUGUGUGCUGGAAACAUUAAAUUAAAUCAUUGAUUCGCAUAAAAGUUUUCCGAUAAAAAGUUCUAAGAUAGAAUCGAAAGCUAUUUAUAACAAAAACGAAUUAUAAAUGUUACACGCUGCCAUGGUUGACUACAAAAUCGACUUCAAGUUAGCUGUUUACAAUGCCUGUAGGGAUAAUAACUUAAACGGUCUAACGAAAUAUUUGCAUGGAAGAACCGAAAAAGAAAUUGAAUAUUUAACAUCGUCAAAAACUGGAGGAGCGACCCCUUUAGUGAUCGCCUGCCGAAACGGACAUUAUGAUAUCGCUUACUAUUUACUUCACACUGUGGGCGUUGACUGUGAACAGACUGGAUCAGUUACAUUUGAUGGUGAAACAAUCGAAAGUGCACCACCGCUAUGGGUCGCUGCCGCUGCUGGUCAUCCAUUUAUUGUAAGACUUUUAAUAAAACAUGGUGCCAAUGUAAAUAGUACCACCCGCACAAAUUCAACUCCAUUGAGAGCUGCUUGUUACGAUGGCCACUAUGAGAUCGUAAAAUAUUUAGUCAAGAAUGGUGCAGAUAUCGAGAUUGCGAAUAGACACGGACACACCUGUCUCAUGAUUGCUUGCUAUAAGGGUCGCUAUAAAAUCGCUCAAUAUCUCCUGUCGUUAGGUGCUAAAGUAAAUCGUCGAAGCGUCAAAGGCAACACACCGCUACACGAUUGCGCUGAAUCUGGAUCGUUAGACAUUCUUCGAUUAUUGCUGGAAAAUGGUGCCACUAUGGACGUAGAUUACUACGGAAUGACUCCGCUGCUAGCUGCUAGUGUGACUGGUCAUUUGCACAUCGUAGAAUAUCUAAUUAGACUGCCGAUCGUGAAACGUGAGGAUAAAAUUGCCGCUCUUGAAUUGCUCGGUUCAACAUAUGUGGACAAGAAUCGGGACAUGAUCGUGGCGUUGUCGCUGUGGAAACGUGCUAUGGAAGAGCGAUACAAUGUCGAGCCUCAAAUCGAAAAGCCCACCGUAUCAGAGCCGAUCCCUGCCUACGAUAAUGCAAAAGAAAUUUUGGACAUAAAUGCUCUAGAAGACCUAGUCAUGGAUCCGGAUGCAAUGCGAAUGCAAGCAUUGGUGAUACGAGAACGAAUACUAGGUCCAGCCCAUCCAGACACCAGUUAUUACAUUCGAUUCCGAGGUGCUAUUUACGCUGAUGCCGGCAGAUUCGAUCGAUGCAUCGAAUUGUGGAUGUACGCACUGACCAUGCAACAGAGCAUUUUGGAGCCGUUAAGUCCGAUGACACAAUCAUCGCUGUUGUCUUUCGCUGAAUUAUUCAGUUAUAUGCUGGGUGAAACCAACAAACCAGUGACACGGGGACGUGUAGUUCCACCGAUAGAAACCAAAGAUUUGAUGAUGGUGUUUCGUAAAGCCGUAAAGGAGGUAGAAUUAGGUCAACAAAUGCUCAACAAAAUUCCAGAAGCGCAACAAGAUCCAUUGGCAUUAUGUCGUGCCUUAAUCAGUGCACUGCAUAUAGCUUGUCUAAUAGCACGAUUGUUGGAUGAGGAGGAUUGCAGUCCCAGUUUACGAAAAGAAAUCCUGAAGGCGUUGUACGAUCUUAUUAGUUUGAAGGUUGUCCUUAAGUCUGGUCGAACAUCAUUGCAUUUGGCGUGUUAUCGGGAAGCAGGACUAGUUGGUCGGUAUCCAGCUUGUCAAUUUCCAUCGCCACAAUUAGCCAAAGCACUGUUAUUAGUCGGUGCGGAUCCAAAUAGUACAGACGAUUCUGGUAACACCCCUUUACAUUUAGCAGCACUAGCCCGACCAUGCCCUCCAGAAUUAGCACAGACACUGCUAGAACAUGGCGCCCAUCUGGACACACGGAAUCUGGAUGGUGACACAUUCGAAUCAUUGCUGCAAAACCAGAAGGUUCACGAAUUAGUUAAUCCGCUCAAGUACACCCGACUAUCGUGUUUGGCCGCUCGAACGAUACAAAAACAUGGACUGAAAUAUAGCAGAGAGGUUCCAACCAGCCUGCACGAAUUCAUCGAAUCACAUUGAUUCCGCCGUCCGGGCGUUCAUACAAUAUCUGGACCGAAUUUAUGCAAACAGCCCCCGUCUCUAUAACCUACCAUAGUUUCAUUUUUCGUAUUUUUAAUUUUUUUAUAAUUUUUCUUUCUGCAAUUGUGAUUUUACUAUGUAGUAGUCAGUCAGCGCAUUGUGGUGUGUAUGUGUUGAGUUGUACUGAAUAAGAGAAUAAGAGAAAAACGAAGAGGAAGCAAAGUGAAACGAAGCAGCAAAAAUGUAUUUCGUGUGCGAUAACUUUAAGUUUAAGUUUAGCUCGGACAGAAAUUUGUGUCUGUUGAGUGAACGUAAUGAGUUACAUUGACUAAGCGAAAGCGUUGUUAAAAUUAAAAUGUUCUAAGUGGAGAAGUUUGAUUAUCAGAAUAUCAACAGCAAAAAAAUAAAAAUAAAAAAGAAUUGAAGUUUC
This is a messenger RNA of Bradysia coprophila, 2837 nucleotides long. Its product is annotated as protein fem-1 homolog CG6966. NCBI's taxonomy places the organism in Eukaryota, Metazoa, Arthropoda, Insecta, Diptera, Sciaridae. Gene Ontology annotation, molecular function: protein binding. The record is from RefSeq and is a predicted model, not a curated record.